Messenger RNA from Vitis riparia (riverbank grape), 2083 nucleotides. RefSeq names its product serine/threonine-protein kinase STY13-like. The record is from RefSeq and is a predicted model, not a curated record. The transcript is spliced from 6 exons. Bases 623 to 1681 code for a protein of 352 amino acids. Lineage: Eukaryota; Viridiplantae; Streptophyta; Magnoliopsida; Vitales; Vitaceae. Gene Ontology annotation, biological process: protein phosphorylation. Gene Ontology annotation, molecular function: protein kinase activity; ATP binding.
UCACAGCGUCCACAAUUCCUCCAUUUUUUUAUAGCCAUCGUUGUCUCCUCUCCUUCCUUUUUCUAUAUUUUUCUAUCCCAAAAUCCACUGUUCUCUGACAAAGACUCAAUUCCUUCCGCGGCUUUAUCUGUAGAUCGAGAGCAGGGCAGUUCCAUACGCGGAGAAAAAGACUUAAUAGUCUCAAACCACCACCCACCCACUUCUCCAAAUCAAUUUUCCAAUCUGGGAUUUCAGUUUUCCUCUGUAUCUCUACCUUCCCUUCUCGGUUUUCCUGGCUCCCUCCAUGAGUCCAUUCCCAAGAGAGCUUUAAAUGCUCUGUUUCUGACACUGCUUCUUGGGUUUUGCUUUGUUUUAUUUUUCUUUUCUGGGAUUGUUGGUGGGUGUUUCUGAAACAUGUGGGUUUUUAUUCUUUGCCUCCUCAACAAAAGCAUCUCUCAAUCUUUUUCCCUUUUUUAAAUCUUCGGGAAUGAGAUGGGUCUGUGAAACCGAGCGGUGCAUGUCUUCCUGUACUCCACUGUUUCGCGAUUUUUGUAGUUGGUUUGCUUCAAAUGAGUGACGAACACAAGGGUUUUGGCUUGGUUAUUGAGUAGAUGCUAAUUCAGCUAUUGAUUUGAGGGGAAAAAUGGGAUCUGGGAAUGGGUUCUACGAGUCGGAGGAGUUCAAUUUAGAUGCCAAGUGGUUGGUCGAUCCUAAGCUACUGUUCGUUGGACCGAGAAUUGGAGAAGGUGCUCAUGCCAAAGUGUAUGAAGGAAAGUAUAAGAACCAGAAUGUUGCUAUUAAAAUUGUUCACAGAGGAGAAACACCAGAGGAGAUUGCCAAGAGAGAAGGCCGGUUUGCAAGAGAGGUUGCAAUGCUGUCUAGAGUUCAACACAAAAAUUUAGUGAAGUUCAUUGGCGCUUGCAAGGAACCUGUCAUGGUAAUAGUUACUGAGCUUCUAUUAGGCGGGACAUUACGAAAAUACCUGCUGAACCUGCGGCCAAGGUGCUUGGAUACAAAGGUGGCAGUUGGUUUUGCACUGGACAUUGCUCGAGCAAUGGAAUGCUUACAUUCUCAUGGGAUCAUACAUCGUGACCUGAAACCUGAAAACUUGAUCCUGACUGCAGAUCACAAAACUGUCAAACUUGCGGAUUUUGGCUUAGCCAGAGAGGAGUCAUUAACAGAGAUGAUGACUGCCGAAACUGGAACGUAUCGUUGGAUGGCUCCAGAGCUUUAUAGCACAGUAACAUUGAGGCAUGGAGAGAAGAAGCAUUACAAUCACAAGGUGGAUGCCUACAGCUUUGCUAUUGUACUGUGGGAACUCGUUCAUAAUAAGUUGCCAUUUGAAGGCAUGUCAAAUCUGCAGGCAGCCUAUGCAGCUGCUUUUAAGAAUAUGAGGCCUAGUGCGGAGGACCUCCCAGAGGACUUGGCUUUAAUUGUCACUUCAUGUUGGAAAGAGGACCCAAAUACUCGGCCUAACUUCAGCCAAAUAAUACAGAUGCUCCUACAUUAUCUCUCCACUAUUUCACCGCCGGAGCCCAUGGUCCCACCGAGGGUUUUCACUUCUGAGAAUGCUGUCUUGCCACCAGAGUCUCCGGGUACAAGUUCGUUGAUGGCGGUAAGAGAUGGCUCAGGAGAAACCCCAACAACCAGUAUGGAGACCAACCCAAGAGGGUGCUUCUCCUGCUUUAACCACUGCUACUGAUCCCCCGAGGAGCAAGGUCUCUUCUUUGGAGGUAUCCAAGUUACCGUUAGGGAAAAGCACAAUGAACUACAUAGCCUCAAAUAUUACAAAACUACAUCUUGAUAAAGAAACUGUUAAUUUGUUCUGAUAUGCGAGUUCAGUUGCCAUAGGAAGCUGCCUUGUAAUCUGAUGGUACUGCUGAAUUUGCACACUCUCUUACAUGGACUUCAAUCUUCAGACAGGCCCAACAUGCUUUUUAGGGUUUUGGAGUUGGGGUUGCUGUGAUGUAUUAUCAUUUGUAAAAUAAAGUUCAUCCAAAUGCCUUUUCUCCAAGUUCAUGUAAGAAUCUCCAUCCACUGAUUGACAUUCAGAUCCUCCUAUUCACAUUAAGCCUUCUGAAUGUGACACACAACAUUUGAUUGA